CACGAACUCGACACCAAUCACUUAUUUCUCUCACCCACAGGGGCUGCAAUCCCCCUCACAAGCUUCUACCAAGCCUUUGGGGAUCUUUACCUAUCUCGCUAACUAAGAGGCUUAAGCGAGUUCGAUGGACUCUUGCGAAUGUUCUAUCGCUACCCAGUACUUAAAGGGCGAAGUGUCCCAUGCCCCUAGAGAUACACACGAGUCCAACAUCCUGGCUGUGAACACAAAAAGAAGACAAUUGACAACAUAACAUACCCGCUUACGCCGAAUUCACCUGUUCCAACCACUGAAUCCUGCUAUAUCCUCUUUCGCGAUCUCAUCCACGGGAUAUAGAAGAAUCGCCGUACGAAACAAUGUCCUCAAACACGACCAAGCCCAACAAAUCCGAAGAAACCCUGAUCUCCAAGAUCUUCCGCAGAAAGUCUGGCGCCAAAGUCGACCUGUCCGAUGCCGCUUCGAUGACAUCCACAGCGCCGCUGGUCAAACCGGAUGCUGCUGCUGGUAGCUCAGGCUUGAGAACGACGUCGAACGAGGAGCAGACGGCGUUCAACGGCCUCAUGGACAGAGCCAAGACAAUGAGUCCAGAGGAGUUCAAGGCGUAUCUACGCCAGCACAAGGAAGACGUCGAGACCAUGUACCGGAGACAGGGCGGUGGAAUCACGGGAGGAGACUGGAUUUAUCGCGAUCCCACAGUCCUUGGUCCGCUAUAAUUUGGCAGUUGUCACUUGGGAUAUUGCUGUUUGCCCGCAUUUGUUCUUAGGCUGGCUGGGGCCUUUCUUUCUAGCACAGGACUGCGACUUGAAACAAGAGCGUCGGCCUCGAGACAUCCCCGCAUUGUGCAAUGCGUGGGCCUCAUUAGGAGGAAUUGUGUGAGAUAUACGGAGUACAGCAGCAGAAAUAUGAAGUCAUGUCAC
This is a messenger RNA of Cladophialophora immunda, 914 nucleotides long. RefSeq lists its product as uncharacterized. Lineage: Eukaryota; Fungi; Ascomycota; Eurotiomycetes; Chaetothyriales; Herpotrichiellaceae. The record is from RefSeq and is a predicted model, not a curated record. The transcript has 2 exons. The coding region runs from base 354 to 710 and encodes 118 amino acids.